AUUAGUAAACUGUUUUAUUACCUAUAAUCAUGUUGUUAAACAUUUUCAUUAUUUGACAGCUAAACUGCAAAGCAAAGCAUCAUCAACACACUAGUUUAUACUAUUACAUAACCUGAUUGAUUAUUGUUAUUGACAUUACUGUGAAGAGAUAAGAGUUGCUGUAUACUCAACUACCUGAUUAGAAUAAACUGUAGCACAAUUUUCUCUCCUUCCUUGUGAAUGAGUUGUUAUCUGCUUUCAUCACUGCUAUAAUCAAUUGUCUCUUCGUGUGUGUGUACGUGAGCGUGUUUGCGGGAGGAAACAUACAGAGAAAAAAGGAGGCUAAACAAACGGAACAGGAAUACUGAUAUCCAGAUAAUUGUUCAUAAAAUUAACAAAAAGAAAAACGGAUCACACUGAUCAGCAGCCUUGAGCAUGGAAAUACCGAUUACAACAGAUUUAACAAACAAUUGGUCACUGAUAAGUACAAAUGCAUCUCAGUUGCCUUCAAUACAACAGCCACAACAGCAACAAACAACUGUCGACUUACAACAGACAUUUAUUGGAACCUAUAAUAAUCCUUCAGUCAGUGAACUUGUCACACUAAUGCCGACAUCCACAUCACCAACAUUGUCAACUGUAUCCACACCGGGUAAAAGAAUGAAUGAUCCACAAGCCUAUUGGAAUGAAAUCAAUCAAUCUGUAAAUGGAAUUACACAGAUACACUCAGAGACGAUAACUGGUUAUUAUUCAAAUUCAAUAGGUUCUUCUUCUGCUUCUAUUAUAUGUCCUAUUAUAAAUCCACAAAUAACUCAACUACCGCCAAGUUGUUCAUCAUCAUCUUCUUCUUCUGGUGUAAAGCAUCCACAUUCAGCUAAUUCGAUGCAUUCAACCAGUUCAGGAAUGGUAUUAAGUACUACAGGAAAUUGUGGUACUAAACUUCCUCGUCAACGUAAAAAAGAUCCCUACAUUCCUAGUUAUAUGGAUCCAGCUAAUGGUCCUGAACCAUGUGUUGUCUGUGGGGAUAAUGCUACCGGAUUUCAUUAUCGUGCUAUGACAUGUGAAGGUUGUAAAGGAUUUUUCCGACGUUCAGUACAAAAGAAACUUGUCUACACGUGUAAAUUUAAUGGAAGGUGUUCAGUUUCAGAUAAACAGAAUAGAAACAGCUGUCAAAAGUGUCGUUUCGAUCGAUGCAUUAAAGGUGGUAUGGCUAAAGAUUUGGUAUUGGAUGAAGAGAAACGCUUAGCAAAACGUCGUCUUAUUGAAGCUAAUCGUGCACGUAAACGUGCUGAAUCCGACAGUGCAAUGCAACAAGGCCACUUGACUUCAGGUCCAAGUCCACCGAAACAAACCAGCUUCUCACAACAACAACAACAACAACAACCAUCACUACAACCACCAUCUGUUCAACAGAUUCCUGUUACUCCAUCACCUCUUCUAUCGUCUCCAUUAGUCAGUCAACAAAAUCCACUGAAUCAUCAAAUCAGACAACAACCACAAUCACAACAAAUUAGAUCACCAUUAGUUUCAACAACAAAUCAACAACGUCCUCCUGUGCUACACACCAGUUAUCCAACAACAAUAACUACACAAACAGGAAUGAUGAAUUUCACUAAUAUAUCAUCAAAUGAUGGGAAUUCAACUCACCAACUGCAUAUGUGUACAAAUCUUAGUCCAAAACCAACAGGUUCAUCGACAACCUGUGUGACUAGUUUCGCUCGACAUGAUUCUACAUCGGCACUUCAAGGAAUAUACGAUCCAAAUUGUGCUAUGCUUCCAUUGUUACAAACUUCACCGACAAGAAAUCAAUUUAUCUAUUCAGAUGGCAGUUCUCCAGUACAUCAUCACCAGCAAGGUCAUCAUUAUCUAAGUCCUAAUCAUCAUCAACCUUCACCGGCUUCAUUUCAUCAGCAUCCAGAGCCACCGAUAGUACAUUCUCUACCAGCUCCAACUACUGAUAUGCUGUUGAAUAACGCAUCGCAUUCAAAUUCUUUGAUAAACAUCACAUCAAAUCUUCAAAUGGACCCUAAUACUAAUAUUUAUUGGCCAAAUAAUUCAUGUGUAAGUGAUGGAGUAAUGGAGAGUACAUUUCAUCAACCUUUAACCACGUUACAUAACAAUAAUAAUAAUAAUAGUAAUGACAGUGUUGGUCAAAUGCAUCAACAGGUUCCAGCAUCAAACACUUCCGGACAACAUCAUCAAAACAGUAUGAUUCAUACAAAUGUUGUAACUAAUUCCACAUGGGAUAGUGAACAGUUUACAUCAUCGAUUAUAUCUACUGGAAGUCAUAUUUCACAAUGUUGUCCUGGAAAUAUAGUCAGUGAAACUCUAUCGUAUACGUCAAAUCCACAACAACACUUUCAACAUGUUGAACAGCAAUCGCCUCACGAUCACCAACACCAUCAACAGCACCAACAACAAGAGCCAUCUCCACCUCAAUCAGUUACACCGUUGAAACAUCAUCCAGAAGUUACACUAGUUAUGCAAAAUACAAAUUCUUUGAAUAUUUUUCAAACAGAUCCACCAAUUCUAGGGAGUAGUUCAACACUUAACAGCACCAACAACGACAGUAACAGUACUACUACUACUACUAAUAAUAAUAAUGAAAUGAAUAAUAUGAAAUUGAUUCAAUUAGGGGAUGAAAAUUUUACCACAUCGAUGACUUCAAUGGUGAAUACACCGUCUGAUAUUAAUUCAUUAUAUCCAACAUCUUAUUCCUCCUGCUCCUUGUCAUCAUCAGCAUCGGCAUCAUCAUCAUCGGCUUCUUCUUCAUGUUCCAGUUCUUCAUCAAUCGCCUCGUCUUCAUCAUCAUCAUCUAAUUAUUCAAUACCACCAAUAGGUAAAGAAGGAGAGGAAAAAUUUCCUAUAAUUUUCAAGUCAGAUAACUCAUUCAGUGGGACAGAUGAACUAUUUCUUUGGACAAUUGAUGAUCAAAAUUUAACUGAUUCAAUUCGUAAUGCUUAUGAAUCGACAUAUUUUGAUUCGCCUACUAAAAAAUUUCCUCAAGAGAAGUCAUUGACGGAUAACACCAGUGAUGAUGUUCAAAUGAAUUCAGGUGAAUUUGUUAUUAAAAGCAUCGUAGAUUCACAUGUGACGGGGUUUCUUACAAAGUUGGAUGAAAUAGAACAAGAAGAUAUAAACCAGGCAAGAGCAUUUUAUAUGACAACAUUUCAUGAUUUAGCUUAUCUCAUUGAACCAGCAAUAACACGUUUAGUAACAUUUGCUAAACAAGUGUCAGGAUUCGAUUUGCUCGAAGCUGAUGAUCAAAUUCGUCUAUUGUGUGGAUGUUGCCUUGAUCUAAUCACACUAAGAGCUGCUUACUGUUUGAGUAGAUCAGUGAAAGCUCAAAGCUUAACUGAAAAUACUUUAUCAACCCAAACAUCAACACCAUCACAAGUCAGCACAAAUAAUCAAAUCAACAACAACAACAACAAAGAUUCAUAUCAUCAAAACAAUUACAACAGUAAUAAUAAUAAUAAUAAUAGUUGCAAUAAUUACAACACCCUUACACCCCCACAUAUACCAAAUACUAAUUAUCCAAAACUUGGUACAUCUGAUGAAAAGUGUGCUCAACUAAUUCGUGGUAUAGCUAUUAAAAUGGCUAAAUUGAAUAUUGAUCAAACUGAUGUUGCAAUGAUGGCGGCUAUUUUAUUAAUGUCCCCAGAUCGAAGUGACCUUCUAAAUACAGACAUAAUAGAGAAUAAUCAAAGUACUCUACUGGAAACAUUUAAUCGUUAUGUCAAUCGUUCCCGUGGACAAAUUAAACAAUCCGGUAAUUAUUCAAUUCCCAGCUCACAAUGUUGGCCACGUAUUAUAAUGACACUGACUGAACUACGUUCGGUAACAAUGUGUGCACAAGAUUUCUUCACGCAUACUCAGGAGGAACACAAUGAUGAUACAAAUCAGUUACCAUGGUAUUUUCAUGAAUUAUUUUUAGUUGAAAAUGAAGAGAUGGUCAAGGUUAAAGACUGAAAUUCAGCGGUGGUAGAUCUACGCGCAUUUGAAGUUUAAACUAUGCUACUUUUUUUUUCUAAUAUACACCAAAAUAGAAGUAAAACAAUCUUAGUUGAAUAUUGGACAUUGAAUUAUAUUUCAGUUGUCAAUAUCACCUUUAAUCUGUAUGAGUCACCUUGUUCAUUUUCAACUUUCAGUCCUUUAAACAACAUUAUAGUCCAGUGAAGAGAGACGAGCUUAUAUUUCUGCCUUCUCAACUUAGUAUUGGUAUAAUUUUAAGACAGUUAUCUUAGUGACAAAAACAAUCGCAGCAACAUUAAAAGCUUUCGACUACCUCUCUUUGUUUUGAACAUUUGCACAACGUUUCUAUACCCUACAUCUCUUCUUCUUCUUAUCAUUAUUAUCCCAUUUUAUCCUUUUUUUUCUAAACAUAAUAAUACUUCUUCAAGUUCUCGAAUGAACACAUGUGUGAUAUGCCGAAUCAAAAAAGAAAUUUUGAUUAAGGCGCCGUGUCUUUUCUCAUUUUUUGCAAUGAUUUAUUCAAAGUAUCUGCUGCUUAGAAAAAAAUAUUCAUACCAGCCACUAUUCAAUGGUGUUAUACGCCACUGUGUUAUGCACAAGUAAACUGUGACACACACACACACACAACAACACAUCAAAAUCUCAGGGAUUCAAAAUAAAAUUCAAAUUUGCCUCAUUUACAAGUGAUAGAGAUAGGCAAAUUUUUUUUCUCUGUCGUUUAACCCUCCUUUUCUUUUUAUCAUAAUAUAGAAAGUUCAUAGAAAGUUCAAGGGUCUCGAAUGUGCACAGCUACAUUGUACCACUACAUUUUCUGUCUUUGGUGAAUGAAAGGAAGAACGGAUAUUCUUUUAGGCUUAACAGAAUAUACCUGUGAUUAUUAUUAUUAUUAUUAUAUCUCUUUCUAUUAAUUAUCUCUAUUUCUAUUAUACAUUUGUUUGUACCUUAGUGUGUUAGAUAUCAGCCUGUGAAAACUCUAUUGUCCCUUUAAUUUUUUCGUAAUAAUAAUGUUCAAUAAUAUUGUUUUUAUUUAAACAACA
This is a messenger RNA of Trichobilharzia regenti, 4991 nucleotides long. NCBI's taxonomy places the organism in Eukaryota, Metazoa, Platyhelminthes, Trematoda, Strigeidida, Schistosomatidae. The record is from the annotation of a GenBank genome assembly.